Nomia melanderi (Alkali bee) is the source of this 4998-nucleotide messenger RNA. It is a transcript of the gene Cerk, whose product is annotated as Ceramide kinase. The record is from RefSeq and is a predicted model, not a curated record. NCBI's taxonomy places the organism in Eukaryota, Metazoa, Arthropoda, Insecta, Hymenoptera, Halictidae. Gene Ontology annotation, biological process: phosphorylation; ceramide metabolic process. Gene Ontology annotation, molecular function: ceramide kinase activity.
AUCACGGACCAGUCCUCCAGGACUGUGCUCCUGAACACGUUCAUAGUGAAGAAGAAACGGUGCAGGGUGUACUUUCAUCGGGGCACGCUGAUUUGGGAGACGGAGAAACCGCCUUACACUGGCGGUACGCUUGUCAAACUAUCUAACCGCUUGAAAAAAUAGCUGAUCGUCGGAGCAAUAGGUAUUGUUCUAAGUUUCAACACGAAUACUUGUCAAACUACAUGUCUAUUUAAAAAUGAAUAGUUCAUUAGUUGUAACGUUAGUAUUACUUCGGGCUCCGAGGUGACGCGUAUACUCGCCGAACUUAGUUAACUGGUUAAUGAUGCCAGAGGCUGAUAGCAGUGUCUAGGAUAAUACCUGUCGAGCAAGGAUCAAUCGCGUUUCCGUGUUUCUCGUGGAUAGCGGACAAAGGAAUGGCGCGGGGUUGCGCCGCUUUGCUCGGGCAGCUUUUAUUUGCUGACAGAAGCUUUGUUUUUAUUGAUGCAAUUGUGUGGAUGAUGAUUGAACGUCUUGCCGAGUGGUUCAGAGCUGGAGGCAAGAUGGACGUUACCCAUGUCGGACGUGUUAGCCGUGCGCUACGGGGAUGAUUGGAUACCCGGGGUGAACGUGAAAGAGAAACAGCCGCCGACCUCGCCCACCUCGCCGACCGUCUGCCCGACGAAUUUCAUUUUGCACUACGCAGUUCGUGGACCAAAGAAUAAAUGGAGCCAUCACAGUGUCACUAUGAGUCAUACGGAUCCAAGGCAAGUCGCCUCAUGGGUCAAGACCAUACGAAAUUACCUCAUGGGUCUGACGCACCGACCCAGAAAGAUUCUGUUGUUCGUCAACCCUUUCGGCGGGAAGAAGAAAGGUCCGAAGAUUUGGGAGAAAGACGUGCAGCCGUUGAUGACCAUCGCGGGCAUCGAGACGAAGAUGUUGGUCACGGAACGUGUCGGGCACGCACGCGACACGCUUCUAACGGCUGACCUGAGCGACUUCCAUGCGAUAGUGUGCAUCGGCGGGGACGGUACCUUGGCAGAGGUGAUAAACGGUCUGGUCCUGAGGACGACGAAGGAGCAGCAGAUCGACGCGAACGACCCGGAGGUCAGGCUGCCCACUCCCCCGUUGCCGAUUGGCGUGAUACCGAGCGGUAGCACCGACACGAUAGCGUACAGCCUCCACGGGACGACCGACGUGCAGACCGCCGCGAUACAUAUCAUUUUUGGCGACAGCACCGGCCUCGAUAUUUCCUCCGUGCACAACGACCAGAACCUCCUCAGGCUCUACGCCAGCGUUCUCAGCUAUGGGUAUCUCGGGGACGUGAUCCGGGACAGCGAGAAAUUCAGGUGGAUGGGCCCUCAGAGAUACGACUACUCCGGCUUUAAGAAAAUCCUCGCGAAUAAAGGCUACGAAGGUGAAAUUCAGCUACUGUCCGACCCCUGCCACCCGGCGACGAGUACAAGAUGUACGAAAAAUUGCAGCAGGUGUUUGCAACAUAUGCACAAUAGUGUACCAGACAAAGAAAUAUCCAGAUGGGUGACUGUCAGAGGGAAAUUCUUCAUGGUGAACGGUGCUAAUCUGGCCUGUGCCUGCUCCAGGAGUCCCAUGGGAUUCAGCCCCCACUGUCACGUCGGUGACGGUUGCGUCGACGUGAUUUUGGUCCGUCACACUUCCCUGUUCAAUAAUAUUAGAAUGUUGCUCAGGCUGUCCAGUAAACAGAAAACCCUGUACGAUCUUCCGUUCGUCGAGGUGUACAGAGCGAGAGAGUUCACAUUCCGGGCAAUGCCCACGAUGCACAUGCAGUCCGAAAGUCAGCUGAACAGCAGCUACAUGAAAUCCAGCCUGAGCGUGUGGAACUGCGACGGCGAGGUGAUCAAUAACUCGAACGUGAAAAUCAGGGUACACUGCCAACUAGUGAACGUGUUCACGAGACGAUCCCAAGAACCAGUUCACGAGCGGACCUGUUUCUGUUAAUGGCGAGCCGGCCGACGGUCCGUAUCACCGGCGUCCCAUGAAACAACAGAGAAAAAUGCCGCGGCGCUACCACGGAACACGAUGGCAUUGCAAUCGCAUAGUUCCUUCGACUUGCCCCAACCGCGCGCCGCGUGGCAACAAUCGAAUCGCUCGUUCCUCCCCGCCGCCGUUCGAAUUCAGCGGCUCGGAGAUCCGACAGCUUGAGCAUUUUGCGAAUCGAAUCGCUGGGAAACUUCCUUUAAGCCUCUAGAACCGAAAGACCGCCAACUUAGACGCCCGGAAGCUUCUGAAACUCGAAAAUUAGAAAUUCGAAAAAUAAGAACAUGGAGGAUUCGAAGAAUUUUGAAAGGAAUUAUGAAGAAACGGAGAUUCGAGGGUCAGAGAUCUACAAAUUUGGAGAUCUCAGCGUUCGGAGAUCGUAAAAUUGAGAAACUCGAAGGCCUACGAGCAUCUGAACAUCCAAUCGAAAUCUCCAAUUUCCAGCAAGCUUCCUAAGUUAGAAAAACUACGAAACGAAAGUUAAUCGAAGGAUUAAAGCGUCCAACAAGCGUCGAACUCAGAAAUUUCAAAAUCCUCCAACUAGAAAUUGCGCGAUUCUCAAGUCGGCACAGUUGAAAAUGUGCCCUUAAAUUAGAGGUCGUAAGAUUCGUCGGUCAGAGUUGAAAAUUUAGAAGCUUCAAAGUUCCCAGAGCUAGAUACUCGAAAGCUAGGACACGAAGACUCUAGAACCGAGCACCGACAGCUCUGGCGCGUAUUCGAGUGGUUCACAGGAGCCGGAAGUAGCCAAGGAGAGCUGCGAGGAGACUAGCGAGUUCGCGAGGCCCGAGAUUGCAGGCGCGUCUGUCCGCGAACGGAUCAUUCCAGUGAAACCAACGGGGAACACGAACUUCGAGCUCGAAACGUUAACGAACACGAAGGAAAAGCUGCGUCCGACGGUCUCGGGCCACAGAAUUUCGUUUUGCGUUCGCACGGAGCUCGGCCAACGUUUUCUUUCAUUUCGCUCAACGGUCUUAGACUCCAGCCAGAGACAAAGAUGGCUGCAACGCGAACAUUCCGUCGCGGAUGUUUCCGAUCGCGGCUCAUUUGAGAGACGGCGCACUGAGUCACGGAGUCCUUCGGAGUUCUCUCGGAUCGUCGGACAAAAAAUAUUUUUCUAAAAAGGUCACUGAACAUUCGAUUGAUUAAGGAUCUUCGUCGUAGAAUGUAAAUUAAGAGAACGAGGAAACGGAAAUUGGGGCAAUUCAUCGAUCGUUUGGGGUAAGAGACCGAGAGAUCGAGGAGGGUCAAGUGACUCAAUGUGCUCGAGGAUGUUUGUAUCAAUACGACCGGCGUUUUUCCGGUCGAUUCUCUCGGCACGCGACGCGUUUUCGUACUUAACGCGAGACUCGCGACGCGAUUCGGUGCACGGAGGGAUUACUGUGUCGCGUACGAUAUUCCGGAGGAUGUAGUAUUCGCUUAAGUUCGAUGGAGUGUAUAGUUUGAGUAGCCGUUAUCCUCCAGACGCUCGGUUUUAGUUUCGCCUCGUUUCGUGGAGGUGUGUGGAGAGGUUUGAGACACGCGAGUGGUGUGAUAUUGUUUUGCGGAGUCCGGGAGAGUUACUUCAGGUUCUCGGUGUGCUCGAGUGAUUUCUGACUUGUUCGAACGUGUUUGGCAGCUUCAAACAGCUUCAAACAGCUUCAAACAUCCGCAAACGCGCUUCUACGAUGAAUUUUAAAACCUCAGAAUGAACUUCCACGAGCUUCAAAUGAUUUCCGACGCGUGAACGUUUGAAUAACGUUGAAGUUUCUUCAAGUUUGACGACGUUUAGAGUCUCUAGAACCGUCGAACGAGCUCGAUGCGCGUCGAGAAUAGUAUCGAGAGCUUCCGAAGUCAUUUAGAACCGCCCGAAGGCGAUGGAAAUAGUUCAGAAGCGAUUCAAACGCGUUCAAACACGUCAGACACCCGAGCGCCGAGCAGAAAUUACGUCUUCGACGGUAUUAGAGUAGCAAUAUCUUCUUUAGCACGCCUAAGACAGUCAAUCAGCGUGUAAAAACGAGACAUGUAACGUAGGAUUACGCUCGCGCGAGUCAGCCGGCUGUUUAGCGCUUUAAGUAUAGACUCGAGCGCGGAGAGUAUUUUUGGUCGAGGAACGAUCGAGCGGCAUUUACUUUUACCAAAAGUAUUCCGACACGUAUUUAUUUUAUUUAGGGCGUAGGGAGUCGAGCGAAACGCUUCGAAGCUCGAUCGAUUUAUCCGCUAUCGUCGAUCCAAGACAGGGAAAGUAAUUGAAAAGGGAUUCGGAAUUUACUUUUUUUCUUCUUCUUCUUCUUUUUCUUUAUUGAUCACCCGCUCUUUUCUCUUAAACGGCAAUUUACAAAGACAAGUAGAAACGGUUUAGAGUUGAGUAUCUUUUCGGGACAGGUUCCAUUUCUAGUCCGUUCCGUUCGUGUCCACGGCAACGUAGAACGAUUUCCGUCCUUGGUUUCCGGUUACCCGCUGCUCCGUCUAUUUUCGUAGACCGGAAGAACCCCUUCGACGCUUCUUUUUAGGUAGGCUCCUCGCUGAGGCGAGUCGCGAGGUCCAACGAGGAUUUUGAUACACGGUUUUGUUGGGCAGGAAAAUGUAUCCGUCACAUUCCUCUUCUUGUCGCUAGAACAACAAUCGUAGAGACAGGAUCAACGUUUCGAGAGAUAUUCGCGAGAUCCAUAGACGAAUUCUAUGACUCUGCACGGAGAUCGAAUUAUUCGGAUAUUCUCGGAAGAAUCGGAACGGUUCAUACGAACGUUUUCGAAUUACAUUUGAAACUUGCUGGCUUCUCGAUCUAAUCUGCCGCUACGUCGCACUUUUCCGACUUUUAACACCGGAACUAUCAAACUGAUCGAUCAACGCGUUCACACCGGUGUUUUCCACUCCCAUUUGGCGAAUUCUCGAAAUUGAUGAAAAUAUCGAAACGAUCGAUAAGUUAACCCUUAGCACUCCAGGUUGUUUUGUAAUCAGCAACUGCAACUAAUUUUUGUAUUCCUAGCGAAAAUUAGAAAUGCAACAUUUCUUCGAUCUUUUAUUUUC